Messenger RNA from Calliphora vicina (urban bluebottle blowfly), 2060 nucleotides. It is a transcript of the gene wap, whose product is annotated as DDB1 and CUL4 associated factor wap. The transcript is spliced from 5 exons. The coding region runs from base 637 to 1668 and encodes 343 amino acids. Gene Ontology annotation, cellular component: nucleus. NCBI's taxonomy places the organism in Eukaryota, Metazoa, Arthropoda, Insecta, Diptera, Calliphoridae. The record is from RefSeq and is a predicted model, not a curated record. Gene Ontology annotation, molecular function: protein binding.
CGUUGUUAUAUACAUUUUCGCCUUGCAUUGUCUGGAUUAGAAAAAUAAUUUUUUUAACAGUAAAAUCAAUGCAGAAAAUUGUUAAAUUGAGACAAUAGUGUUUAAAAAACAAUUAAUAUUGUGAUGUGAGAUUAGUUUUUGUAAAAAACUACGAAAUUUAUGUCAUAAAUUCAUGUGAAGAUUAUUUGAGUUCGGCAUUCAAUACACCCCUACUCUACUACCUGUGUCCACCGUCAAUACCAAAUAAAACAGACUAGCGGCGAAAAUGAUUUGAGACAAUUUUCACUUUUGGAACAAAAGGAAUUUUUUUCAUACCAUACAAGAUAAUUUCUCCAAUUCAUAGUCGCCAGACUAUAAAAUUCGUUUUCAUUUGAAAUUAUUUCAUUGUAAUUGGAAAAACCUCUUAUUUUUAAGUUUUUCUUUCGUUUACUUUGUGUGCUUGGCAGUGUUUUAUUUAUUGGGUUCUUUCACAAAACGAUUCUCUGCAUACACAUUUCACAUAAGUUCAGCCAGCCAGCUAGUCAGACAGACAUACCCACUCUCUAGUGAGACCAUCAUCGUCAUUAGACACAUCAAAGUUGGUUGUCGCCUUUUGCAUCUUUACAAAUAAAUCAGCAUCAUCUUUAAAUUUUAGUUAUGUCUGCUACCGCCGGAAAACGAAAAGAAAUCUACAAAUACUUGGCGCCAUGGCCAUUGUACUCCAUGAAUUGGAGCGUACGUCCAGAUAAGAGAUUUCGUUUAGCUCUAGGAAGUUUUAUUGAAGAAUACAAUAAUAAAGUUCAAAUUAUAAGUCUGGAUGAGGACACAAGUGAAUUCAGUGCUAAAAGCACAUUCGAUCAUCCAUAUCCAACUACAAAAAUUAUGUGGAUACCCGAUUCAAAGGGAAUAUAUCCCGAUUUACUGGCCACAAGCGGUGAUUAUUUGCGCGUUUGGCGUGCUGGCGAACCAGACACACGAUUAGAAUGUGUACUCAAUAAUAAUAAAAACAGCGAUUUCUGUGCACCCUUAACAUCGUUUGACUGGAAUGAAGUGGAUCCAAAUUUAGUGGGGACUUCAUCAAUUGACACAACAUGCACCAUAUGGGGUCUGGAAACAGGUCAACCACAUGGUCGUGUUUAUGUUGCGGGUCAUGUGAAAACACAAUUAAUUGCCCACGAUAAGGAGGUGUACGAUAUAGCAUUUUCAAGGGCUGGUGGAGGACGUGAUAUGUUUGCUUCCGUGGGUGCAGAUGGUUCCGUUCGUAUGUUUGAUUUGAGACAUUUGGAACAUUCAACAAUUAUCUAUGAGGAUCCCACACAUACAGCUUUACUACGUUUGGCUUGGAACAAACAAGAUCCAAAUUAUUUAGCCACCGUUGCUAUGGACUCAUGUGAAGUAAUAAUAUUAGACGUUCGUGUUCCUUGUACACCUGUUGCAAGACUGAGCAAUCAUAGAGCGUGCGUCAACGGCAUUGCGUGGGCGCCGCACAGUUCCUGUCACAUAUGCACUGCCGGUGAUGACCACCAAGCACUGAUCUGGGAUAUUCAGCAAAUGCCACGUGCAAUCGAGGAUCCAAUUUUAGCUUAUACAGCCGCCGAAGGUGAAGUCAAUCAAAUCCAAUGGGGUGCUACGCAACCCGAUUGGAUAGCAAUUUGCUAUAACAAAGCUUGUGAGAUAUUGCGUGUCUAGAAGCAGCAUCAUGGGAAUAAUGCUCAAAGGACGACGUAUAUAAGACAAAUUCUCAUAUAUGCACCACAACAGCCACAACCACAGCCACAACAAAAUUUAAUAAUAAUUAUUAUUAUAAAACAAAAAAACCAACAAAAAAAAAACUCUUAUACUACAAUUAAUUAUAAUUAUUAUCAUUUAUAUCGUCAUUAUUAUAACUCUUAUUAUGUAUUCAUAUUGUUUUUUAUUUUGCGUUAACGACAACAAUUAUAACAAUAAAAGUUAUAAUAAUGGUGAUGAAAUUAUUGAAGAAGAAAGUGAAAUGUAAACGAUCGACAACACUUUUAGUGUGUGUGAUUUUGUUUAAUAAUAUUUCAACAUUUUUCUUUUUCUCUCUUUCUUUUUGCACACCA